GGUGCGGGACAGCUGGCGCCGGCGGCGGCGGCGGCGGCGGCGGCGGCGGCUAAGGGGCAGGAGGCGGCGGCCCGGAGCGAGCCGGGGUGCAGGGAGCCUAGCAGCCGCCGCCCCGGCAGGGAAGGAACCUAAGGAAUCUCGGCUGCCCAGCGACCGUUCCUCACUUUUGGAAAUGGCGGGUGAAAUCACAGAGACCGGGGAGCUCUAUUCUCCCUACGUGGGACUGGUGUACAUGUUUAACCUCAUCGUGGGCACAGGUGCGCUCACCAUGCCCAAGGCCUUUGCCAGCGCGGGGUGGCUGGUCAGCCUGGUCCUGCUGGUGUUCCUGGGCUUCAUGAGCUUUGUGACGACUACCUUCGUGGUAGAGGCCAUGGCGGCGGCCAACGCUCAGCUCCACUGGAAGAGGAUGGAAAACCACCGGGAGGAGGAAGAUGACGACUCCUCCACGGCCUCCGACAGUGAUGUCCUUGUCCAGGACAACUACGAGCGGGCAGAGAAACGGCCCAUCCUGUCAGUGCAGAGACGUGGAUCUCUGAACCUUUUUGAAAUCACAGACCGGGUGGAAAUGGGACAGAUGGCCUCCAUGUUCUUCAAUAAAGUGGGGGUCAACUUGUUCUAUUUCUGCAUCAUCAUUUACCUGUACGGGGAUUUGGCCAUCUACGCUGCCGCCGUGCCCUUCUCCCUCAUGCAGGUGACCUGCAGCGCCACCGGCAACGAGUCCUGUGGUGUGGAGGCCAACAGCAAGCACAACGACACGGACCCGUGCUGGGGGCCCCUGCGCCGCGUGGACGCCUACCGCAUCUACUUGGCUGUCUUCACUCUCCUCCUCGGACCCUUCACCUUCUUUGACGUCCAGAAGACCAAGUACCUGCAGAUCCUGACCUCCCUGAUGAGAUGGGUUGCCUUCGCCAUCAUGAUCGUGCUGGCGCUGGUCCGCAUCGGGCACGGACACCGGCAGGGGCACCCGCCCCUGGCUGACCUCUCCGGGGUCCGGAACCUGUUCGGCGUGUGCGUCUACUCCUUCAUGUGCCAGCACUCUCUGCCUUCCCUCGUCACACCUGUGUCCUCCAAGCGCCACCUCACGUGCCUGGUCUUCCUGGACUACGUGCUCAUCCUCGCCUUCUAUGGCCUCCUCUGCUUCACCGCCAUCUUCUGCUUCCGCGGCGACAGCCUCAUGGACAUGUACACCCUCAACUUUGCACGCUGUGACGUCGUGAGCGUGGCCGCCGUGCGCUUCUUCCUGGGCCUCUUCCCCGUCUUCACCAUCAGCACCAACUUCCCCAUCAUCGCCGUGACCCUCCGCAACAACUGGAAGACGCUCUUCCACCGCGAGGGGGGCACGUACCCCUGGGUAGUGGACCGCGUGGUGUUCCCCACCAUCACCCUGCUGCCCCCGGUGCUGGUGGCCUUCUGCACCCAUGACCUGGAGUCCCUGGUGGGCAUCACGGGGGCCUACGCAGGCACGGGCAUCCAGUACGUCAUCCCUGCCUUCCUGGUGUACCACUGCCGCAAGGACACCCAGUUGACCUUGGGCUACGGGACCGUCAACAAGCAUAGGUCCCCUUUCCGCCACACCUUCUGGGUGGGCUUUGUGCUGUUCUGGGCUUUCUCCUGCUUCUUCUUCGUCACCGCCAACAUCGUCCUCAGCGAGACCAAGGUCUGAUGGCAGGAUGUGUCUGGUGGUAAGAGACCACUCCGGCGCCCCCGCUCACCUCCCCACCUGCAGAGCCAAGAGCUAGCUCCUUCCCAGGGUUCCUUGGGGUAGGCGAGGCCGGAUUCUUGGAGGGGACCCUCCACAUCUCUGGCCGGGGGUCUUCUCCCCCCACCAGGAUUCUGCACGGUCUGUACUGUGCCUCACUCGCUGGGCAACCUUUCCCCCCGGGUUCCCCUGCGUGGAGCUGCCCCUGGCCAGCCGAGCUGCACGGCCUGGGCACACAGCUGCCCCAGACUCCGGGCUUGGCCACGGCUCUACACACAGGCCCCAGCAGACAACCACCAGGGGCAGCCUCCUCCCCCGCACGGUGGGGACACAGUGCUGGCUGGCACUGCCACUAUUCAUACCAGACGCCACGUCCCCUCCUCCUUUGUCCCACCCCUCGUGCGUCCUAGUCCAGGGAAUCUGCCGCACGGGUAGCUGCUGCCUCAGGGCGAGUCCCAGGCCCUAAGCCUCGUCCCCACCAGGAUUGCCAGGUCCCACCUUCCCCUCAGGCCUGGAGUGGCCAGGUGCCACUCCCGGGGGAGGGCCUGGCCAGCCCCCAUGACAAGAACAGGAAGUGCUGAUCAGCACCAGGGUCCCUGGACUGUCGCUGUGAGGGCCCCUGCCGUGGGUGCCAGCACCAGUCCUGAGCUCCUGAGCCCGUGAUGACUCAGCCCAGGAGACAGUUUAAGCCCAGAGCUGUGACCCCUCAAAGGGAUCCGCUGCUCUCCUGACUGCCCCAUGGGGCCCGUGGGGUCUCCUGCACUACCAGGGGCAAUGUAUAAGGACCACGAAAGGGAGCCACCCCCAGCCACCAUCACAGUGGCUUGAGAGCACCCUGAGCAUGUGGCAGUGAGGGGGCUCUGCUUCCCACCCUCUAAGAGGUCAGGCCUAUGGGGCAGCAGCAGGCUUGGCUGUCCCCACUCGAGUACUAAAGGUGGCUCCCUUUUGAGCCACAUGCUCUCCAUGACCCUUGGGUGCUGUGGAGUGAGAUGGGGCACCAGGCACCAUUCUCAUGGAAGGAGGGGUGAGUUUCUAGCCACCUCACCAGCUCUUCCGUGGCCCCAUCCCUGUCACAAGCAUGCAUGCAUCUGCUGGGCCAGCCUUCCUUGGAAACACAGGUGACUAGUGAACUCUGCAUUUUCAGUGUGCCUUCUGCUUCAGGACCCGGGGGUCCUUCCUGACCCUCCCUGGCAUCCCCCCAGCCCUGGGCCUGGCCCACCUGUCCUGGAGCCCAGAGCAGCUUGACCUGGAGCUGCCUGUCUGGGGUGGGGCUUCAGGUCCCCAAACCAGCACCCCCCUUUUGAUUUCAGUGCCUUGCUCAGCCCACAUUCAGGAACCUUCACAGCCUCCUACAUGGCGCGGUAUUCAUACCUUGGACAGUGACCACGCCGGCUCUCCUGGGGCCCAUGGUGGUCUUGGAGGGAGAGGGAGGAAGACCUGGGAUAUGUAUGAACUGGGGAGUCCACAGGCAAUGCCACCCCCCGCCCUGGCCCCUGGCCGCCACAGCCCGUGAGAACCCCGGGUCGUGUGUGAUUGGCCAUGGUCUGCAUUCUCACUGU
This is a messenger RNA of Neomonachus schauinslandi (Hawaiian monk seal), 3258 nucleotides long. It is a transcript of the gene SLC38A12, whose product is annotated as transmembrane protein 104. The record is from RefSeq and is a predicted model, not a curated record. The transcript is spliced from 10 exons. Lineage: Eukaryota; Metazoa; Chordata; Mammalia; Carnivora; Phocidae. Bases 173 to 1663 code for a protein of 496 amino acids.